Molecule: messenger RNA, 312 nt
Organism: Microdochium trichocladiopsis
Lineage: Eukaryota; Fungi; Ascomycota; Sordariomycetes; Xylariales; Microdochiaceae
Exons: 2
Coding region: 1-312 (103 amino acids)
Source: RefSeq, a predicted model, not a curated record
AUGGCUUGGGGGGCCCUUCUUAAUGCCUUUGGUGGCAUUUUCGUGCUUGGUGGUUCCCUCGUGAGCCUUGUGGGCACGGGCGCUUUGGAAUGCUUCUUGACAAAUGCCGCACCAAUGUGCUUUUGCUUCAAUGCGCUUCUUUCGGCCCUUGGCCGCAAUAGCAUUGUUCUGGUCCCUGUUGGCGUGGGCCCAGCGGACGAAUAUGUGGAGAUCAGAGUGACUUCUGAUGGCUAUCAUGAACUCGCGGUCUCCAGAAAGGUGGGCGCCGGCAAGAGCGAAAGCUUCAAUCAUAUCCGGCGGAAAACCUUGUGA